Messenger RNA from Branchiostoma belcheri (Belcher's lancelet), 1997 nucleotides. RefSeq names its product multifunctional protein ADE2-like. Lineage: Eukaryota; Metazoa; Chordata; Leptocardii; Amphioxiformes; Branchiostomatidae. The record is from RefSeq and is a predicted model, not a curated record. Gene Ontology annotation, biological process: 'de novo' IMP biosynthetic process. The transcript has 9 exons. Bases 116 to 1375 code for a protein of 419 amino acids. Gene Ontology annotation, molecular function: phosphoribosylaminoimidazolesuccinocarboxamide synthase activity.
GGAUCACUUCCGGUGUUCCGUGGUCACGUGUGGAGGCAUUAUACUCCUGUUAGGUCGGUGCGCCUUGCAAGCUGAGAUUUCUCUCAAGAAAACGUCGAAAAACACAUCAUAAAUCAUGUCAGGACUGAACCUGGGAGAACAGAUCAUCGAAGGGAAGACGAAGAUCGUCUACGCCCUGAAGGACGACCCCGCCAACGUCUACAUCCUGUCGAAGGACCGCAUCACCGCGGGCGACGGCGCAAGGGCCAACGACCUGGAGGGCAAGGCCGCCAUCUCCACGGCAACUGCAACCGCCAUCUUCAACCUCCUCACCAGCGCAGGUAUAAAGAACCACUUUGUUCGUCAGCAUGAAGAGAAAAGUUUCAUCGCGCAGCGCUGUGAGAUGAUUCCGAUCGAGUGGGUGACCAGACGGCUGGCGACCGGAUCCUUCCUAAAACGUAACGUCGGCGUGAAGGAGGGCUACAGGUUCUCCCCUCCCAAACUGGAGACUUUCUUCAAGGACGACGAGAACCACGAUCCCCAGUGGACGUACGAGCAGCUUGUGGAGGCCAAGCUGCAGGCGGGCGGCGUGACGAUCGGCCGUGACGAGAUCGAGAUCAUGAGCCGUACGACUGUCGCGGUGUUCGAGAUCCUGGAGAAAGCCUGGGCCACGCAGAACUGCACCCUGGUCGACAUGAAGAUUGAGUUCGGAGUCAACACGAAAGGUGAGAUUGUCCUGGCUGACUUGAUUGACAGCGACUCGUGGCGACUGUGGCCGUCGGGUGACCGCCGACUGAUGAAGGACAAACAGGUUUACCGCGAGCUGAAGGAGGUCACAGCCGAGGCGCUGGACCAGGUCAAGAGGAACUUCCAGUGGGUCGCUGAGAGGGUCAAGCUGCUGCAGACCAAGCCCAGUGCCCAGGUGGUUGUUCUGAUGGGUUCUGCCACAGACAUGGAGCACGGACAGAAGAUUAGUAAAGGCUGCCAGGGGCUGGGGAUCCCGUGUGACGUCAGGGUCAGCUCUGCACACAAGGGCACCGAGGAGACCCUCAGGAUCCUCAGGGAGUAUGAAGGUGACGGCAUCCCGUGCGUGUUUGUGGCCAUCGCGGGCCGCAGUAACGGUCUGGGACCGGUCCUGUCAGGUAACACGUCGUACCCGGUCAUCAACUGUCCCCCCGUCAAGGCGGACUGGGGAGCGCAGGACAUCUGGUCAUCUCUCAGGCUGCCUUCAGGUCUGGGCUGUUCCACCGUGCUGUCCCCCGAUGCUGCUGUCCUAGCAGCUGCCCAGAUGCUGUCCCUGUCCGACCACAUGAUCUGGUCCCGCCUGCGCUGUAAGCAGCUGUACACCUACCUGGGCCUCAAGGUCGCCGACAAGGACGUCCGCAAGGACAAAUGAGAGGAGCCGCGUAUCGGGUUUCCACCCUGCAUAUUCACAAUGCAAUGCAAUCAGGCUGAGUUUGGUAGAAACUAGUUUUCCUUUAGAUGCCUAUGUAAUAGAGUGAAAGGGGCCACUUUGUAUUCCACACAUAUUUUUGCCUUAUGCCUUACUUCGCGUGUGUAAACUGUAACUCUGGCUUCAAGCCUUAUCAAUGCAGUAACCAGCUUAUUAGAGUGUUUGCUUGUAUCUUUCAGCAAUAUUAAAUGCUUAUAAAUGCAGUAUCCAGCGUAGAUUCGGAGUAACUUUGAAUGUUUGCCUGUAUCUUUCAACUGUUCAAGAAUCAUGUUUCCAAUACGAGAGCUUUUGGUAGUGUGUAUACAUGCUUUUCCACUUAAGAUUUGCUUCAGUCAGGCUACAAGCCUUAGAAAUUGAAGUAGCUAGCCUACUUGUUGCUUGGAGCUUUCCACUGUUAAGGAUCAUGUUUUCUAUAUUAGAGGUGAUGUGAUGCCAUGUACUUGCCUGGUAUGAGAACUUUGGAGCUGACCAGAAGUAUUAAAUGAGCUGAGAGUAUACAAAUUAUAUAUACCAGUUGGUCAUGGUUCAUGUAUGGUGUUGAAAUAAAUGUCUGCAGCGUUCAGUA